GUGAGCCCACCCGGCCACCCGUUUCGGCUAAUCCCCCGCUCGCCUUCUCCCAUCGCCAUGGCUGCCGCUUCCUGGUCCGCGCCCACCACCUCCUUCGCGCCGGCGCCGGCGCCGCCAUGGGGGCGGUGGAGGACCAAGGCGGCGCCUUUACCCAUCAGGACGCUUCCCCGCCGAGUGCUUCUCAACGCAGUUGGCGAAUCCGCCAUGGUUGCUGCUGGUGACACAUUGCUUGGUUUGUAUGAGAAAGAGCGGUUAGGCCUGUUGCAGUAUGCCGACGACGAGUCUAAAGAAGAGAGGUACUGGGAAACCUUGGAUGCUGAUUUGCGUUACUGGACCAGAUCCCUGCGCCCAGUGCAGUGGUAUCCUGGUCAUAUUGCAAAAACAGAGAAAGAAUUGAAGGAACAAUUGAGGCUCAUGGAUGUCGUCAUAGAGAUCCGUGAUGCUAGGAUUCCCUUGUCCACCAGCCAUCCUAAGAUGGACUCAUGGCUAGGCAACCGGAAAAGGAUCAUAGUCUUGAAUCGCAAGGACAUGAUCUCAACUGAGGAUAUGAAUGCAUGGGCUACUUACUUUGGUAAUCAGGGCAUCAAAGUUGUUUUCUCCAAUGGCCAGCUGGGUAUGGGUACAAUGAAAUUAGGUAGGAUGGCGAAAUCAGUAGCAUCUGUUGCGAACACAAAGAGAAAGGAGAAGGGAUUGCUUCCUCGUCCGGUUCGAGCUGGAAUAGUUGGAUAUCCAAAUGUUGGCAAAUCUUCCUUGAUUAAUCGCUUGCUAAAACGAAGAAUGUGCCCAGCAGCACCUAGGCCAGGUGUCACAAGAGAGCUGAAGUGGGUUCGUUUUGGAACAGACCUAGAGUUGUUAGAUUCACCUGGAAUUUUACCUAUGCGAAUUAGUGACCAGACAUCUGCAAUCAAGCUCGCUAUAUGUGAUGAUAUUGGAGAAAGGUCAUACGAUUUUGCUGAUGUGGCGGCGAUUCUUGUGCAGAUGUUGAUAAGACAUCCUGCAGUAGGUUCUGAAGCAUUUCGAAGACGAUAUAAGAUUGAUGUAGAUAGUGAGUGCGGUAAAACGUUUGUCACAAAGCUCUCUGUUCACUUGUUCAAUGGAGACACAAGCCAGGCAGCUUUCCGCAUAUUGUCUGACUACAGGAAAGGCAAAUUUGGAUGGGUAGCGCUGGAGAGACCUCCAACAUGAACAAGCGGGAUAUCAUAGAUCCUUAGAUAAAAGACAUGUGCUUGUUCAUGUAGUAUCACACAAUUUAGUGUCGUUCAUUGGACCACUCUCGACAGUUUUCACUGGACCUGCACAUAUACGAGGAAUUAAUUCAGAAUAGCUGUCCAUCUGAUGAUCUAAAGACAAAACUUAAGAAAUGCUCCUGCUGUUAUCAGACAGUCCAGAGCAAACGAGCUGAUUUGUAUGAUCUAUUGAAUGAGCUCAACUAUGUUUCUAUGUAACGGAAUUAGGUUUGAGAAAUGAAAGAUUGUAUGUCUCCUAAUUUAGUUGCUC
Zea mays is the source of this 1497-nucleotide messenger RNA. RefSeq lists its product as uncharacterized. The transcript is spliced from 9 exons. Gene Ontology annotation, molecular function: GTP binding; GTPase activity. The coding region runs from base 58 to 1185 and encodes 375 amino acids. NCBI's taxonomy places the organism in Eukaryota, Viridiplantae, Streptophyta, Magnoliopsida, Poales, Poaceae. Gene Ontology annotation, cellular component: mitochondrion. The record is from RefSeq and is marked provisional. Gene Ontology annotation, biological process: mitochondrial translation.